AUGUGGAUAUUUUCUUGUUUUUGUGCCAUUUUAAUUAUUUUGGCUAUUUCUGGUAUUGACACAAUAGCAAAGACCACACCAUAUACCAAAUUUACAAAGAAAUCUGAGGGAAAAGAAAUACCAAAGGGUCUGAAGCCAGCCAGUGGCCCAUCUCCGGAAGAAGAGACUCCCUUCACAGAAAUGGCUGAACCAACCACUGACUCUUUGGCCCUGGAUCCUGCCUUGGGUGCUGCCACUCUCUUUCCCUUUGAAAACUUCACUCUUGACACGGCUGACUUCCUCCUGAAUUGCUGUGAUUGUUGUUCACCUGUCGCAGGGCAGAAGGGAGAACCUGGAGAGAUGGGAAAGCCAGGUCCCAAAGGAGAGGCUGGUGAUGUCGGGAUACAAGGGCCACCAGGAGUCGUUGGGUCCCAGGGCUCAAAGGGCCAGAAAGGAGAGAAGGGACUUAAAGGAGAACGUGGGGACCAAGGAACAAGUGGAGCUCCCGGAUAUCCAGGAAAACCUGGAGAACAAGGUGCACUCGGUCCUAAGGGGGAUAAAGGCAAUGUUGGCCUGGCAGGAGUGAAAGGCCAAAAGGGCUCAAAAGGGGAUCCAUGUGGGAACGGCGGGAACGGCACCAAAGGCGACAAAGGAAACCCUGGCACUGUGGGCUCUCCCGGUUCGGACGGAAGGCCUGGGGCCAAGGGAGACAAGGGGGAGAUGGGGGAAAAGGGCCACUUCGGAGAUGCUGGGGAGCCGGGAGGAAAGGGACAAAAGGGCGAGGAGGGGAUGAAAGGAGACACAGGUCUCAAGGGAGACCCUGGGAUAGAGGGCAGAAGCGGCCUAGAUGGCCGGCCUGGGGCCAAAGGCUAUCCAGGGGUUAAAGGAGAAAAGGGAGAGUUAGGGUCUCCUGGUCUUAUGGGACCUGCUGGGCCAAAGGGUGACGUUGGUAGCAAAGGGACCCGUGGCCCCAUUGGGAAGAAGGGCUCUCGCGGCUUUAAGGGCUCCAAGGGGGAGAUGACCAGAAUCCCGCAGUCAGCAUUCAGUGCUGCUUUAUCAAGGCCUUUCCCUCCUCCCAACGUCCCUGUCAAGUUCGACAAGGUCCUCUAUAAUGCCCAAGGGCACUACAGCCCUGUCACUGGGAAAUUUAACUGCAGUAUUCCUGGCACAUACGUGUUUUCCUACCAUGUCACUGUGCGGGGCCGACCUGCAGGAAUCUGCCUGAUGGCAGGAAACAAGAGGCAGUUCAAGUCCAGAGAGACUUUGUAUGGUCAGGAUAUAGACCAAGCCUCUCUCCUCAUUGUCCUGAAAUUAGGUGCAGGAGACCAAGUGUGGCUGGAAGUGUCCAAGGGUUGGAAUGGAGUGUAUGUCAGUGCUGACGAUGACAGCAUUUUUACUGGGUUCCUUUUGUACCCAGAAGAAACUCUUGGCAUUCCACCAUACCUUUGA
Lepus europaeus (European hare) is the source of this 1428-nucleotide messenger RNA. It is a transcript of the gene OTOL1, whose product is annotated as otolin 1. The coding region runs from base 1 to 1428 and encodes 475 amino acids. Gene Ontology annotation, molecular function: protein binding. The transcript is spliced from 4 exons. The record is from RefSeq and is a predicted model, not a curated record. Lineage: Eukaryota; Metazoa; Chordata; Mammalia; Lagomorpha; Leporidae.